AUGUAGGGACCGUGUCCUGUGUUAGGCCCAGCCAAUGCCACAGUGACUUUUAUUACUGUGUUGUACAGUGUACAUUGUCGUUGUACAUGGUCGGUGACAAUCUAGACAUCACAUUGCUCCUCCUCUUACCUUUAUCUACCUUUGAUGUGUGUAUUACGUAACCUUUAUGACCCGGUGUGAGACCAGGCCCGUGAUUGGGUCAAUAUAAGUGGUAUAACCUGCCUGUUUGAUCUAUUUUGACGUGCUGUGUGUCCGCGUUGUCUACUCCAGAUUGUCAUGUAUAUCUUGUUGGACGAGGUUUACUUAUGAUACCAUAAUCCUUGUAAUGUAGGCGGAGAAGAUACAUGUAUCAAAUCAAGUGCCAUGAGGACUCUACGAAUUAUCUAUCAAUAUUUGCUUUAUUAGAGGUACUUAUCAAUUUGAUAAAUCUUUUAAAGUAGAAGGAUUCUCCAUGUGCUCUGUGACUGUGUACAGUGUGUUAUAUGUGACAGCUCCCCUCUGAUGUCCGCUCUGUGCUGUGGGGUUGUUCGCUCUGUGCUGUGGGGUUGUUCGCUCUGUGCUGUGGGGUUGUUCGGCGGUCUUCUCUCUGGGGUGGAGUUCUGUAUCAUCCUAUUGUUUGAUUGUGUGACAGGCAAUGCCAGACCAUCGUGCGUGCAUCUCUCUCCUGUACAGCUGUUUUAUCUCUGUGUUUUUAGAGACUGAUUCUCGGGGGGAGAAAGGACUGGUAAUUUUGUAAUGCUGAUUAAUUUUCUGUGCACAGACUAAUUGAAUUACUGCCCACUUCCAGCCAUAUACAUCAUUGAUGUGUGUAUGAUGCACAAAUAUGACAUUGUCACUUCUAUAGAUGGUGAAAUAUUGGUCUCUGUAAUGCCAAAUCUGUUAUUAAUUAUAUACACUUAUAUUGUGUACUCUCUUUCAAAUUUCAAGCAGUUCUAAGAGUUAUCUGUCUUUAUCCCAGAACUUCCAAACUAAGAACUGCUGAUUUGAUAGACAGAUUGGAAAAGUGAAACAAAAGUGUGAAAUAAGACUACCUUUACCAUAUGUGCAGCAAUUAUUGACAAAUUUUGAAAUUUGAUAUGAGAUGUAAAAAUGAUCUCUUGUGAACCUGGAGGUAGGACUUACAAAACCCUGGACAACUGAUCUGUUAAACAGAGGUGAAAGUGAAACUUAAGAGGGAAAAACGCUACCUGUUCCAUAUGUGCACCAAAUAUUGACGUUUCUUUAAAACCAAUUUUAAAACUGUUUUUAAGAAUUUAACCUAUUUCCUCUACAGCUGCUGUACAGAGGCUGUUUCUCACACCUAGAUCACUGAAAGCUAAUUAAUUAUUUUAGUUGUUGACUCAAUCAGGCAGGUUAAAUUUACCAGGAGACUAUACAUGUUUACAUUGUGGGGAGACUUUAAGCUGUUUUCUUUGACGGGCCCACAAAGGGAAGGAAGUAGGGGGCAUUGAUUGCCGUCCAAUCGAUGUGAACCUCCCUAUCUUGAUUCAUAUAGAUCCUCCGGUGCUGUCCUCCCGAGAGGAAGAAUAAAAAAAACAUGAUGGCUGUCAUAUAGAUUUUUUGAUAAAAACUGAACGGGACGAAUUGGUGUUUUUCUAUUGUGAGAGGACAGAUGUAGAGAGCCCUGGGAGGAGAUGGCUUCCUCGUUUGUUUUAAUUGAAUGAGCCGGGGUGAAAUGUUAUGAGUGGCUACACUCUUCGUGGGCCUGAAUAGGAAGAGAACCAUUAAGUGUAUCCAUUUAAACACGUGAAAGGCCCACUUUUGAUGAUGAUGUUUGGAUAUACACUGGUUCACAAUGAGCCAGGCUUGAUGUACAUGUAAACAAAUUUCUCCAUAUUGUUUACACUUACAAUCUGCCAUUCUAUUGAGCCGCUGCUGGGAUUUUAUUUAAUGCUUCAAAAGAUGGUUGUCAUCCAGACGACUGCCAUGUUGAAAAGAAGCCAUCCAAAUCUGCACCUAGACUUAUCGAAAAGCGAGUUGACUAAACCGGCUGUAGUGGUCAAGUCCCCCCACCCCCCUCUGCUACCCCCACCCCUCCCCCCGCCGGGAUGUGAGAAGCACAGGAACAACGAGGACUGCCGAUGUCAAGUGGUGUUCAAGGCUUGUAAAGAGCUUCCAUUUGGCUGGGAGAAAGUUGAGGACCCCCACUAUGGGACUUAUUACAUAGACCAUGUGAACAGACGGACUCAAUAUGAGAAUCCAGUGGCGCAGGCCAAAAGACAAAAUCAGGGCACGGAUGUAAACAGCACACUACCUCGAACCAAACGGAGUCAAGAUUCCGGCAACACGACCAAGCGGUCCAUCAGUGAUAACAACAUGAACGGGCGAGCCCCGCCUGAGUACCACCAGCUGGGCAGGGUCAACAGAAAACAAAGAGAGAGGCGUGUGUUUACCAAGAACCCCGAUGAGUUAAAAGGGGAGAUAAUUACAACAACCUUAGUUAAGAGUACUCGGGGCUUCGGUUUUACAAUCAUUGGGGGAGAUCACACCGACGAGGAAUUCUUACAAAUCAAGAAAGUGGUAGAAAACGGACCAGCACAUAUAGAUGGAACCUUACAGACAGGAGAUGUGCUGGUCAAUGUGUGUGAUCGGUGUGUACUGGGAUAUUCCCAUCAAGACAUAGUCAAUCUGUUUCAAACAAUACCCCCAAACCAGAGUGUCACGUUAACUGUGUGUCGAGGUUACCCUUUGCCCUUUGACCCAGACGACCCUAACACAGAGAUCAUAGUGACUGUGGCCGUGACCUUACCUAACGAUUCAAACGUCACUCAGCAGCCCCCGAGUUACUCCUAUUUUCAAGAGACUCGUGGUGUGACUGACCAGCAUAAUACGUCAGCAAAAAGCAUGAAAUCUCUGCCGGAUUUAACGCGGUCCACUAACAUUCAGCUGAGUCCGAGUUCUUCCAAUCAACCCAACGGAACCGGGGAAGCACCGGACGUGCUGGGAAUCCAGAAACCGGAGAUACUUACGAUUAACAUUGUGAGGGGGGAGAUGGGCUUCGGGUUCACUAUAGCGGACAGUGUGUACGGUCAGAAAGUGAAACAGAUUCUGGACAAGCCUCGGUGUAAGAACCUUCAGGAGGGCGACAUCUUACAGAGGAUUAACGACACCAAUGUACAGGAGAUGGCUCACUCCAAUAUCGUACAGGUCCUGAAGGAGUGCCCCAAAAACGUGGAGUCUCGCAUCAUCGUACAGAGGGGAGGACUCCCACCGAAAGUGAAGAAACCCUCCCGAUCAUCUCCGCGUUCCCUGGAGGAGAGUAAAGCCAAUAACAACAUGUCCGACACCAGCUUCAGCAGCACCAACCAACCGCCCGGACACUACUUCUUUGAUGGCCACUCCCAGAAUCUAGAUAACCGGGAUGCAGUCGAUGGAAUGGAGCCCCCCACUCGACCUAAAACAUCCACAGAAUCUCGACCCAAAACCCCAACGUAUCUCGAAAAUCGUCCCAAAACCCCAACAAGGAAUGCAGGAAUGUUUGUGAACGACCAGCGAGGGAAACCUCCAAUAGCUCGCCCACCCCCAAGAAAUGACGAUUACAAUAAAAAUACUAAUAACCAGGAUUUAAACAUCAGUCAUGGUUCAUCAGAGUUUUACUUACCGCCGGGAAAUAACGAUGCGUCAUCACGGUCAAGGUUCGACCCGAGAUCUGAGCACAGACCUUAUGGAAGAUUUCACGACUCAGGGAAUAGUCGCAGUAACCAUCACGACAGAGACAGGGAGACUGCUAAGCCAGGCAUGUUCAGGAGUCGAACCCCCGGCCCUGAAAUGAUCAGCCGAGGCUCAGAGUACAGAAAUGAGUUUCAGAGACCUAAAACCCCAACUGCUCACGAUAUGAGAAGCAAGACUCCCUUACCAGGGCAUAGUUACGGUUACUCAAACGCAAACCAUGAUUUUGGUGGCGGACAUUAUCAAAAUGUUAUGAAUGGACGUAUGGGAUAUGGAAACAAUCAAAGGUCGUGGGGGCAGAACCCUAAUUUACCCACAUCCCCUCCCCCUCUACGGCGAGGGGAUACAGUGAAUAGAAACAAUGUGAACAAUUUCUCUCAGUGGAGCAGUGGGCCUCCUCCCAGACAGAGCACCUCCUUUGAGGAUGUGACCCCCUCCCCCAGUAACAUCACCCAGGUCCCCAAACGCUUCCCCAUGCAGUCUCAACCAUCCUUCGGAAGCACUGGACAAUCUCGGUUUGGAGCCAGGUUUCCUGAGACGGACGACCCGAUACGAAGCAUGGAGUUCACCAUCACGUUACAAAAACAGGAGACAGGGUUUGGUUUCCGGAUUAUCGGAGGCACAGAGGAGGGCUCUCAGGUGUCUGUUGGUCAUAUUGUACCAAAUGGAUCAGCGGAUUUGGACGGCCGUUUACGUACGGGUGAUGAGAUAACACACGUGGAUGGACAAAACGUCAUCAACUCCUCACAUCAUCGCGUGGUGACCCUGAUGACGCUGGCUGGACAGAGGGGUCAUGUGACCCUCGGUGUACGAAGGCGUGUGUUGGGAGAUUCUGGCUAUCUAUCCUUAGGACAAUCAGAAAUGUAUCCAUACGACGUCCUGGUUACCCGGCGGGAGACGGAGGGCUUCGGAUUCGUCAUCAUUUCCUCCAUAUCCAAAAUGGGAUCCGUGAUAGGUGAGUCCAUAGACCGAGUCAGUGACUGGCUAGAUAGGAAAUCUCUGUAUCCAUGGAUCGGUAAAAUCAUAGAGAACAGUCCAGCUGAGAGGUGUGGGCGUCUUCAUGUGGGGGACAGGAUCCUGGCCGUCAAUGGGGUGGAUAUCUCCCACAUGCACCACGAGGACAUCGUCAACCUCAUCAAGGACACGGGAUACUCAGUCACCCUGACUGUGGGGCCCCCCAUAGAUGACACUGCCAGUAAUUCAUCAAACUCCCAAAAGAGCCCUCAGGGAUCCAUGGUCAAUGCUAUGGCAUAUCCAGCUGUUCCGGACAGUGAACUCAGAAGGUUCCCUCCCCCUCCCUCCCCGGCAGACAGGGGCUACAAGGACACCAACAAACUCCACCUGAUGUCCCGGCCCCAGGAGGAGGGUGACUACUAUGUUGAACUACCCCGGGGAUCUCGGGGGUUUGGAUUCUCCAUCCGCGGGGGGCAGGAGUUUAACUGCAUGCCGCUGUUUGUGCUCAGGAUCGCAGAGGGAGGAUCAGCAGACUUAGAUGGGAGACUCAGGGUGGGCGACCAGAUUCUGGAGAUAAACGGCUACAAGACAGAGAGCAUGACCCACUCGGACGCCAUCGACAUCAUCCAGAACGGCGGCCAGACAGUGCGACUGUUGGUCAGGAGGACAGGCAAACUGCCGCCAGCAUUCGACCCUAGUCCUAUGGGUGGAGGAUACUCCCCAUCGAACAACGUACCAAUGACAAACGGCCCAAUAGGUCAAAGUUCACCUUAUCUAGGUCGCCGCCAAAUUGACACUAGGGAAACAAACUAUUUUGGUUACCAAGGAAAUCGGCAGUACUCUGGCUAAAGAACAAAAAUGAACGAAAAUGCAUCAAGGUGCCAAAUACCAAAGGAAGUGUAAAAAAUAAAAACCAAGCCAGACGUGGUGGCUGAGAGACGGAAGAAACCGGGCCGAGCCGGGAGGGGUGUCCCACCCCCACCCCCAGGCCCCCAGGGAGGACCGCAGAGAUUGUGAAGUGUGAUACACAUUUGAUAUUACUGUCAUGUGAUAUUUUGUAAGUGGUUUCAGUGAAUCUGCUGAGAUGUGUAACUGUUGUAAAAGAGUGAAUUUUUUGCAUUUUUAUAAAAUUUUCGUACUUUGCCUCUUGUUACGUAAGACAUGUUUACAAAGCAUUUGCGAUUGACAUUAUCUUCAUUGAUUAACUUGUCAUUAACAUCGUUAACCCAAUUACAUAUGCUCUGUUAUGCAUUUUAUACUACACCAUUAAACAUACAAGCUAAAUAGCCAUCUGUUGGUUCAGUUUACAGUUUGUAAAGGCUGCCUAUCAAUUUAACUUUUUUUCACUGCAACUUUGAAUCAAUAAUUUCCUGUCAGUUUUUCAGCCAGGCAUGAAGGAGUAAAGUAUCAAACAUAUUUUGAAAUGUGGUGUGAGUAAUAGUCAUUUUUAGGGGCAUAUUGAAAGCAAUAGUAACUGUACCUAGUGCUCGUCAGUUUUUUGUAAAUGUGUGAUGCAAUGGAAGUAAUUUGUAAAAGUUGUUUAUUAACAUGUUUUUUUAAAUUUACCUACUACAUGUAUAAUGUUGUCAAAUCUGCUUGAAGUCUAAUGCUUCUUGAUGAAGGUUGUAAUCAAUAUUUAAAUGAUAAACAAAUACAUAUACAUGUACAUUUUUAAAGGUUUGUUUGGUUACAAAACUAAUUAUUACUAAUUGGGGCCAGUCGUAAUAAGUUGACACUGAAUUAUGUAAUCUGUGAUCUCUGUUUUUUAAUUAUGUUCAGCAACCCUUUAUAGACAAAACAUAUCAACAGGACGACAGUCCUAAAGCUUUCACAAUUGUUAGAUAAAAAUAUGUCUAUUUAAAGUUGAAUGUUUGAAAUGUUGAAAAACAUGUACUUGUAUGCAAAAUGUUUGAAGUCUUACAACUUAUUUUCUUUAAUGCUGUGUUAUAAAAUAUGCAUACUUAAAUAAUCAGCAUGCCUCUAUAUUGUAAAGUGAAUUUCCUUGUCUGUUAUUUUGAUGGCUUCAGUUUAUUUUUUGUAGCUGGGUUUGUUUUACUGUUCUUAGAACACUUCUUUCUUUAUUUUUCUGCUGAUUUGACAGGUUUUCUUUCUUUGACUCGGUAUGGUGUUGUGAAAGCCUUAUAAAGGACAGCUCUAUUUUUAUUGUUAUCUGUAAAAGUAUGUCCCCAGUGAAAUGGCAGAUAGUGCUGCAGUGAACUCUAUACCUUUUUAUGUACUACCUUAUACAAUAUAUAUAUUUGUAACAACAAAUCAGAAAAAGUCUAAUAGGUGCUGUAACACCUGUUCUAAAUUUUAAUGGGCUGUUUAAUCAGAGUCUGGUAGAGAGAUGGUUUAAUUUUUCUUGUAAAUAUCUUAUACAAUGCAUAGACAUAUUAAUUUUCAAAGUGUACCUUAAUGUAAAACCCACAAGUUUCUUUAUUUGAUUUGAAUUUCUUGCAUGAAAGAUUAAUUUUUGUAUUUGAUUGUAGAGAGUGACCUGUAUCAGUGAUCAGAAGGCAUUUACAUAUUAAUUAACUUAAUGGUUGUAUUAAUUACUCCUAUACACAAGUUGUGACUGAUGAUAUAUACACAUAGAGGAAGUUUAUACACUAUUUACGCCCUGUAUCUUCAUAUACUUUAUACUUCUCUAGGUUGUUAUUGUUUAAGGAAUAUAUAAUUUUAAAGUUGACGUUAAUAUUGGGUAGCAAUUUCACGUUAGAUGAAACAAUUGUACUAGGGUGGGCAUAUUUACUGUUUUACAUCCCUGCCCAUCAAAUUAUCAGCAUUCUUGUUUAAUAGUUUCAUAUUCUUUGUUCAUGUUUAUGGCAUUUAAACUUGUGAUGUAAUUUUGACAUUACUAUUUAUUCUGUGAGUUGAGUCGUAUAUUUCUCUUUUUUUGACCUGGUUUCACCCUCCCCCUGCAUUCAUUUUCUUAACUAUCGGAUGUUAAUGGCAGCACAGGCUUCAUACCACAGUGAAUAUAUGUGUAAUAUAGAUAGUGAGGAUGUAAAUAACAUAGCGUGUACAGAUAACUAGGUCGUAAUGUACAGAAUCAAUUCAUGUGUACAGAUCCAAUAAUAAAACUUGUUAUAAUGUG
This is a messenger RNA of Magallana angulata, 7720 nucleotides long. RefSeq names its product membrane-associated guanylate kinase, WW and PDZ domain-containing protein 3-like. Gene Ontology annotation, molecular function: protein binding. Gene Ontology annotation, cellular component: cytoplasm. Gene Ontology annotation, biological process: signal transduction. The coding region runs from base 1891 to 5472 and encodes 1193 amino acids. NCBI's taxonomy places the organism in Eukaryota, Metazoa, Mollusca, Bivalvia, Ostreida, Ostreidae. The transcript is spliced from 19 exons. The record is from RefSeq and is a predicted model, not a curated record.